GUCUCUUCCUGGGCGUACUUCUCUUGUUUUUCUCUUUUGAGAUCCUUUUCUCAAAAUAAUUGGAUCAUUCCAAUGCGGGAGAAGUUGUGUUUCUAUUCAUUAUGUGGGUCAGAGUGGGGCCUAGUAGGAGCUCGGGAAAAGCUUGUUGAUUGACUUUAGUCUGCUCUAUUGGGUGGCAAAUUGUCCACAAACCAAUAAAACUUUGGAACUCUCUUCUUAUUCUUUCUGCAGAUCUGGGCACAAUGAAGAUUUUCACAGGCGUCAUUUUCUGUUCCUUGGUCUUGGGAGUCAGCAGUGAAAGCUGGUAUUCAUUCUUCAAGGAGGCUGUGCAAGGGGCUUGGGACUUGCCCAGAGCCUAUUGGGACCUGCAAGUGGCCAAUCACCAACAUUCAGACCAAUACUUCUAUGCCCCGGGAAACUAUGAUGCUUCAAAAAGGGGCCCCGGGGGCAUCUGGGCUGCUUAAGUGAUCAGCCUUGCCAGGGACUCUCUGCAGGGACUCUUCAACCGGUACUACUUUGGAAGCAGCAGCAGAGGCUUGGAGGACUUACAGGCCAAACGGAAAGCUGAGGAGUGGGGCCGGAGCGGCAAAGAUCCCAAUCACUUCAGGCCUUCUGGCUUGCCUAAGGAAUACUGACCCCUCCUGCUCCCUCUGCUCCCAUGGGAGCAGGAAAUGCGCCACCCACCUCUCCCCUGCAAAUGGGGCACAGUGUUCCUGAACUUGAUGUCCGCAGGACUGGUUCAGGGCACCCAGAGGUACCCCAUAAGUGUUUGCCAAAUUGAAUUUGUUGAUGGAAACUGGAAACUUGAAGACAGGCUCUCUGGAAGAGUGGUUGUGUGGUGCAAUAA
Manis pentadactyla (Chinese pangolin) is the source of this 847-nucleotide messenger RNA. RefSeq names its product serum amyloid A-4 protein-like. The record is from RefSeq and is a predicted model, not a curated record. Gene Ontology annotation, cellular component: extracellular region. Lineage: Eukaryota; Metazoa; Chordata; Mammalia; Pholidota; Manidae. The transcript is spliced from 4 exons.